UCCUUUGUGUGUUUCGGCCUGCUCGUGAACGUACCGACUGGGGCCCCCCUUUAUAAAAAAAAAAUAUCGUAGUGGACACCGAUUGUGUGUAGUGACGCCGGCGAAGGAUACUUGUUGGCCAUGACACAGCACGCGGCUGUCACAGUGGCCCUGACACUGGGAAGGAGUCUAGUCAGCACCCCCUGUAGGUUCUAAGAAUUCACCCUGCCACCCCCACCCUGCCCUCCCUGCUUGGCGGCAACGCCACAAGCCUCAGCAGGAAAGAUGCCACAAGAAAGUUUGAAGAUGAUCAGCAACUCCAUUAGCAUGGGGCUCGGCCGUAGUCCGCUUGGUCUCAACCAACAGGUUGCUGGUGGCUCGCGGUCGUCUGUGCUUUUGUCUCGCGUCGACUUUGAGCCGGGCGACGGCGGGGGAAAGCUCUCCACAGAGGCGCUGAGGGCUAAGUAUUCACCGCUGUCCCCAUCGCCAGUGCACAACGGCCAGCUGAGCAAGAACAACUCCCUGCAUAAGAUAGGAGGCAAGGUGAUGGUGAACGGUGCCGCCCUGACGAACGGGGUGGGUGGCGGCGGCGACGCCGGGAACAAGGUGGCACGCCGAGAUGACGGGUGCGGCGAAGACGGCAUCCCAGAGCCCCGGGUGCGGCUCCACUCCUCAGACUCCAUCUUGUUGGACUGGCGGGAGCAGCGGCGCAUCGGCGCUGGGCUCAUCAACAUGGGCAACACCUGCUUCAUGAACACGGUCAUCCAGUGUCUGACCUACUGCCCGCCCCUGGCCAACUACCUCCUGCACCAGGACGACCACUGCACCAAGUGCAAGACACUGAACUUCUGCAUGAUGUGUGAGCUCCAGAGGCACAUGAAGCGCGCCCUGGAGAAGUCUGGUGACACCAUCAAGCCCCUGUACAUAUACCAGCGGCUCAAAGCCAUAGCGAAGCACUUUCAGUUCGGACAACAGGAGGAUGCCCACGAGUUCCUCCGCUACGUCAUUGACAACCUCUGGAAGGCAGCGCUGGCCAACUACGACGGUGACGUCAAGCUGGACCCUGCGAGCAAGGAAACAACCGUCGUCAAUGAGAUUUUUGGUGGCUACCAUCGGAGCCAAGUGACUUGCAUGAAAUGCAAGGAGAAGAGCAACACUUACGACCACUUCAUGGAUCUCAUCCUUGACAUCAAGAAUGCCUCCAGCUUGGAGACGGCCCUGGAGAAGUUUGUGGAGCCCGAGCUGCUGCAGAACGACAACGCCUACAAGUGUCCACGCUGCAACAUCAAGGUGAUGGCUCAGAAGCGGUUCACCGUCCACCGGGCGCCCAACGUGGCCACCUUCCAGUUGAAGAGGUUCGACGCCAACCGGAUGUUUGGUGGCAAGAUCACGAAACACGUGAGCUACCCCGAACACCUGGAGCUGCGGCCGUUCAUGUCAGACAAGCACGGCGAUCCGGUGACGUACCGGCUAAACGCCGUUCUGGUGCACCUGGGCGCCAGCUGCAACUCGGGGCACUACUUCUGCUUCGUGCGCAAUUCCAAUGGCAGCUGGUACUGCAUGGACGAUUCUCGGGUGCACCAGGUGAGCUUGGGCCAGGUCCUGAACCAGCAGGCAUACGUCCUCUUCUACGUCCGAACGCCGUCGGAGUCGCAGGAGAACCACAUUGUGAAGAAGUCCAACUCCGUGGCCACGUUGUGCAGCCGGACUGCUACUCCCGAGCCAAUCCGGAACGGGCAGCUGUCCGUGGCCGCGGAGAGGAGCACCCCGCAGAGGCCGAAGCAGCCCCCGCCCAGGUCUCCCUCGUCGCCCGCGGCUGUAUCCACGGCCGGAGCAGCAGCCGCAUCGUCGUCGUCGUCCGUCGCCACCCAGCCGUCGCCCCACCGGACGGCGGUGGCCACAUUGCCCUCGACAUCAACGCCGCUUCCCGACAAUCGCCCUAAAAUUGCUUUCGGAAUCGGCGCCUCGUCUUCGUCCUCCGCCGCAGCAUCUCCCUCCCCAUCGACUUCUCAGCGAAGCAUUGGGCCGCCUAAACCUCCUGCUCCAACGGCGCCUACAAAGCCCGCUGCGGAGAAGCCGGUUGAGAGGCCCGUGAACAAGCCGCUCACUCCGCUUGCCCUGGGUGACAUGAGUCUGGUUCCGUACGCUGGGGACUCAUCGGAUGCGUCGGACAGCGACCGUACAGACGGAACCAUUGACCGGCGGAAAGGGACGGCGGCUCAGACACACGCCUCGGACACUCCCAGGCCCAAGGGUUCCUCGACCUGGCAGGUUUCGGACGUGAACCUGCUCUCCCCAGCCAUCUCGGUGGAGUCGAGCACGACGAGCGUCAACUCCACGACAGACUGGAACGUGACGGACAAGGAGCGGCCUUACGAGGCCCGCAAGCCGGUCGCCGAGGAGUUUCCAGGCUGGACCGUGGAGCCGGCAGCCGCUUCCGCUGUCGCGCCUGGUGCGGCGGAGCCGUCGUCGCUGCCGGGGAGUUCUAGGGACGCCCCUUCAAAGCACGUCCAAGACGAAGACGGGCCGGUCGUCACAGAGGACAAAGACCAACAGCUGCGGCCCUUUCUUGGCGACGGACGCGUUGGCGUCGUCGAUUCCACCGAGACUCAACCUUCUGGUGACGGUGCGCGAGGCGGUGACGCGCUGUCUCCAGCGAGUGAACUUGCCACGGGUCACGACGGCGGCGCGGCGGCGCCAGUCGACGAGCCCCCAGUGCGGCCUGUUGUGCCUCCGCCGAAUUCGACGGCGCCGGCUCCCAUCGCCAACGGAUGUGUGAGGGCCUCCGUCACGGCAGACACGGACGACAGCAGUGAUUCGCAUGAGUGGGUUGAACGGACAAAGGAAACGUUAGCUGCCGAACGGCGCCACUCGUCGAGCAGCAAAGCCACAGUCCACAAGUGGGACGCGCGGCCGAGCGUCAACGGCUCCAGGGAAGGGUCGUUAGCGUCGUCGCACUGGAACGGCAGCAACGGCAGUGCCAAGAGGCAGGCGGACAUCGUCGGCUACCUCCAGAGCAACGGCUCCCGGCAGUACGGCUACGCCGUGAACGGAUGGCGCGGCCGAGGCUCGGGAGGCGGCGGCUACCACAACGGCUACGGCAACGACCGAGGUGGCGGCGGCGACUUCUACCGGGACAAGCGGAAACACUACGACGACUACGAAAGUUACGACGCUGAGUAUGACAAGGGCAAGCAAAAGCGCACGAAGAACGGCUUCAGUCAACACUCGGGGUCGCACUACCGCAACGGGUCGAACCCGUUCCAGGAGGCGCAUAACUUCAGGAACCAGCAAGGCGGCGGCGGCCACCGGUUCCACCACCACCAGCAGUUCCACCAGAGGUUCCAGAAGGGCCCACCUCCAUUCUACGCCCGGCAUCACCACAACAACAACCGUCAGCACUCCAACUACGGACCGCCCCGCCGGAAGCACCACUACAGUCGCACCCGAUAGCGAGAAUGCGGGAAUGGGGGCCAACACGCAGUGCGAUUCAACCUAUAAACGGGCAAGAUUGUGCCGACUCGGAAACAAAGAACUGCAGACUGCGCAGUUGACGGCGUUUCCGUCGUCAGCCCCUCUCGUCUCGGCGCAGAGAGCCUCUCCUGUUGAUGAGUGCAUUUGUGGGACGCGACGUAGAAGGUGCACUGUUCAGCUGCGGAAACCGAGGUGUUUUGUUAGCCUUCGCGAUGGACCGUUCUUCCGCAGUGCUUUCUCAGCUCCAAGGCAGCGCCAUCGACCUGAAAGUGCGUCAUCCACUGCAACGUUCGCCGGAGUGUUGGACUUGUAAUCUAACGGGGAGGGAGGACUCUCGCAGGCGGCUAACGUCCAGCCCACGUCAGACUUGCUCCAAACAUUGCGACAGUGUUCGUUGCCGGCUUGCCUCGUCGCAUUCGAAGUCUGCGUGGUGCAGUAAGGCAGACACGGACUGCCUUGCGCGUCUGUCAGCAUGGUGACGCGGGUCUCAGCUGAAGUGUGCGACUUUUCACGCGAUUGGGUGAACUUUCAAAAACCGGCCUGUGUGUUCUCUUUCUGCUCUCUCGCUUGGUGAACGACCGGACUGAGCCCGUUCGUUUUUGGUCGAUCUUCGAAGUCACCUCGUGGUCCAGCUGCUGUGGAGACACGCCCGCCAACGCUGCACCGCUACACGAACAUAGACGAGCUUUCUGCCACCCCUGCACCGUUGACCGUGUACUAUCACAACUAGCCAUGGACACAAAGCCUUUUCAUCACUGUCUGAAUCAGACUUGUUAAUAUUCUUUUUCUUCGGGAAAACGUCGGUGGACUUAUGUUGGGUAGAAUGUUACUGGCAGAGGUGUGCUUUCAUUUAAAGAACUCCCCCAUUUUAUUAUUGCCCUCCGUGUUAAUUUGUGCUUGUUCUCCGCAAACUUUUUUUUUUCUGUUCUCACUCGCUUAGUUUCUGUAAACAUUGCGUUUGCGGUUCGACCGCUAAGGAAGUGACGUCCUUCACGGGUGGCGAGACUUUUCUGCGUGUGUGAAGUUGUGCUAAAAUAGGAAUUCGGUCGUGGUAGGAACUGUUGGCUUUGUGGGGAAAGUGAAAAAAAAAAAAGCGUCAUUGUUUCCUUUUCGAGUACUUGGAUAUAAAGUCUGUAGGAGUUACCUACACUGACAACUCUCUACUCUCUUUCCUUCCCUUGCAUGAUGUUCAUGGACUGUGUGCAAGAUAAUCCGAUUUCUUAGUGCACCAGAGGUCACAGAAAUGUUCCGAGUUUUUUUCGUGGCAUAUGUUAAAACAGUGUCACGUAGAAAGUUGCAAAAGACAGAAAGCUGCAUGAAAUAUCACUUUUGCAGACACAGUUCUUCUGACCUCACAUCGACAGCUUUUUUUUUUUGUAUAUGAAACUUGUCACAUUAGUGAGCUGUCUCACAAAAAAAAAACGUAAUAAAGGAGACCGCGAACAUGCAGCAAA
Messenger RNA from Rhipicephalus sanguineus (brown dog tick), 4907 nucleotides. Its product is annotated as ubiquitin carboxyl-terminal hydrolase 36. The record is from RefSeq and is a predicted model, not a curated record. Gene Ontology annotation, cellular component: nucleus; cytosol. Gene Ontology annotation, biological process: protein deubiquitination; regulation of apoptotic process. The coding region runs from base 265 to 3432 and encodes 1055 amino acids. NCBI's taxonomy places the organism in Eukaryota, Metazoa, Arthropoda, Arachnida, Ixodida, Ixodidae. Gene Ontology annotation, molecular function: cysteine-type endopeptidase activity; cysteine-type deubiquitinase activity. The transcript has 17 exons.